Molecule: messenger RNA, 1983 nt
Organism: Phaethon lepturus (White-tailed tropicbird)
Lineage: Eukaryota; Metazoa; Chordata; Aves; Phaethontiformes; Phaethontidae
Gene: PTPRE
Product: protein tyrosine phosphatase, receptor type, E
Exons: 18
Coding region: 1-1983 (660 amino acids)
Biological process (GO): protein dephosphorylation
Molecular function (GO): protein tyrosine phosphatase activity
Source: RefSeq, a predicted model, not a curated record
AUGCCCAUCGUUAUGACAGUAGCGCUGGUCAUUGCACUCCUGGCACUGGGGAUUUUUCUACUCUUCAUGCUCUUCAGGCAAAAGCACAGCAGCUCAAAAACCUUGGAGAACAGCAGCACUAUACCCCUGCGAAGAUGUCGAGGAGAUGUGUGCAAGCUGAACACACAGAUCCCGGUGGAGGAACUGCUGGAGACUCUCAAGAGGCUUAAGAUGGCAGAAAUAGAGGCUGAGCAGACAGAGGAUGAAUCAGUCGACAGGCAUGGCACUGGACGUCUGAGAGAGUAUGAGCAACUGUCGUCCGCUUUGUUGCAUCCCUGCGAUGCUGGGAAGGAGCUAAGUAAUCAGAGCAAGAACCGCUACAAGAGCAUCAUCCCAUAUGACCACUGCCGUGUGGUGCUACAGCCCUCUGACAUGGGGAAUGGCUACAUCAAUGCCAGCUACGUGGAUAGCUACCGGAGUCCACGCUUCUUCAUUGCAGCUCAAGGUCCCUUGCCUGGGACGGUGGUGGAUUUCUGGCAGAUGGUCUGGCAGGAGAAGACCUCAGUCAUCGUGAUGCUGACGGGCUUAGUGGAGCAGAACAAGGUAGAGAAUCCAUCUCAGCCUGUGCUCAGCACCAAGUGUGAGCAGUAUUGGCCAGAGCAGGAGCAGGUCUACGGGGACUUCACCGUGACACUCAACAACACCAGGACCACUACAGGCCUUGUCACACGCAUCUUCUGCCUGCGGAAGGCAGGCUGUUCUCUCCCAAGAGUGGUGGAGCAGUUUCACUACCUGCUGUGGCCAGACCACGGGGUCCCCAGAAACCCUGCCCAGCUCCUGUCCUUAGUGGAGGUCAUGAACAAGAGAGGGUCAGAAGCGCCUGCUGGACCUGUGCUGGUGCACUGCAGUGCAGGGAUCGGGCGCACAGGUACCUUCAUUGCCCUGGACUUCCUCCUGAAGAUGGGGAAGGCCGAGGGAAAGGUGGAUGUGUUUCACUGUGUGCAGAGGCUGCGGGAGCAGCGGGUCAGCAUGGUGCAGACCAAGGAGCAGUACACCUUCCUGUACGAGGUGCUGCUCGAAGGCUUGCUCUGUGGCAGCACUGGGAUUCCUGUGGAGAGCAUCGCCAGCCAUAUCCGCUGCCUUCGAGAAGCUGAGACCUCAAAGCACAACAAUGUCCUUGAGAAGGAGUUCAAGGCCCUGCAGAAGUUUUCUGAGUUAUUCCAGCUCUUGCCAUGCAGCGAAGCGGAGAAACCCUGCAACCAGCCCAAGAACCGCAAGCCAGAGAUACUGCCAGCGGAUUCCUGCCGGCCCAUCCUGAUGUCCUCACUGAAUGCAGAUGGCUCACCAGGUUACAUCAACGCCGUGUUUGCCAACACAUACACCGAGGAGGACAGACUCAUCAUCACCCAGCUGCCUUUCGCCACCACACUGGCGGAUUUCUGGGCUCUGGUCUGGGAUUACACCUGCACAUCGGUGGUUGCGUUGAACCAGCUCCAGGAGUUGGACAAGACAUAUGUGGAGUUCUGGCCCACCCAGGGUGAAGCUGCCUAUGGCCGUUUCCAUGUCCACCUAAUCUCAGAGGAGCCUGGAGUGGGUUUCACAGCCUGGACACUUGCCCUCACCAACAAGCAGCAGCCCAAGAAGCCUGCACUGGAAGUCCGGUUCUGGCAACUGAAGGACUGGCCCAUGCAGCAACGUCUUCCCCCGCACCCUGCAACCAUCAUCAGCCUGCUAGGAAAGGUGGAGACACACCAUCGGCAGAGCCAAGACGGACACAUCCUUGUCACCUGCUGGGAUGGUGCCAGCCGGAGCGGAAUCUUCUGUGCUGCUAGUUUCCUGUGUGAGCAGAUCCAAAGCGAGGGGCUGGUGGAUGUAUCCCAGGCUGUGAGGAUGCUCAAGCGGCGGCGGAGACAACUGAUUAAAGAUGUGGAGCAGUAUGGGCUCUGCUAUGAACUAGCCCUCAGUUACCUGAAUUCAUUUGAAACCUAUGGCAAUUUCAAGUAG